CGGUUCUUCCCGCUUGCCCCUGCUACUUACAUAGCUGCAGCGCUGGUCGGAGGACGCUAUUAUUGUCAGUUUAAGUAAAAUAUUUGUCUACUGAUUCCUUCGAUUUCGCCUUUGUUCAUGUUCAAUUCAUGUCGCCGUGGAAAGUGCGAAUUUUUACGCAAGCGACUUUCCUAAAUGAUCGCGCUUUGCCAUAACUAUACAACAAGAGAAACCCCCGGGUUGUAAUAUCGAGAUCGACGUUAUGGUCGCUGCCUCACGCAGCUAGCCUGAGGUACCAAUGGCCUUCAUUUCAUUUAUUUCCAGCAAGAGGUGCUGGAUCAUAAUUCUUUUUGUGGAAACAAGAGUACUAUUUUGUACCGCGAAAGGGAAUGAAACAGAAGAUGAAGUGGGGUCAGUUCUUCUAAUUUCCGUGUCGGUUCUUGACACUUACCUACUUACUUAUUUUUCCCGAUUCGGAGGUUGUGAUCCUGAUACUGAUUUACAAGUAGGCGAAUGGUACAAUUCAGAAGCAUCGUUCGUUUCUCUCUGUGUCAAAUUCAUAUAUCAAGAUCUGCCCUCGAGGAUCGAUCGCGUCGAUGCGCCGACUAUGAAGUACCAGGACCGGGGCUGUGGUAUGAAAUUUUAAGAAUUUUUUCAUCCGGACGCUGGAGACCGACGCCGGAAACACCUUGAAUCUCGGCUUUUACCUCGUCGUAGACUACAUGUCCUCGUCGGAGUCAAAGAGCACGUUGCUCCUACCGGCAUUUGUGUUUUUACUGACCAUGGCAGAAACACUACUUCACAUUCACUUCUACAACCUGAACCCCGAGGCCGCGAUGAGUAUGAUGAAACUUCAAAUUCGCUCGAGCAACCUCGUUGCUUCCUAGCACGUCAAACAACAACUUUUAUUUACUCCAGCCCGUUGUUGUUCUUUUUGCCGUUGCCCUGCUCUCCUGUAACCAAAGUGUAACCGAUAGGAUAACCACCCGCCCGUCCACCCAUCUCAAAAUGAUAUUGAUGACGAAGCCAUCAAAUACUUAUAGCUAUAGUACAACCUCCUCCUUGUCCUUCCUCGAUGUUGUGCCUGCUGUUUCAUUUGAUGCACCUCCUUUCAAAAGAACGCCACCUCCACCGAGCUGAGUAAGGAUGCGACCAGUAGAGGAAGUCGUGAAAGGAGUAAGUAGUGCUAGGGUCAAACGAAUGAAUGUAAACAGCGAGCAUGGAAGCAUCCCCGAGGGCGAGGACCGACCAGCCAAGAACUCGUUUUAUGUUUGAUUUACCCCACCAGCACCACAACCGCGCAACGAGAAGCUCCUACAGCCGCAAACCACAACUCCACAGUUCCGGCUAUUUGAAGAUGAUUAAAACAUCAGCCUCUACAUUACGUUACCCAAAACUAAAGCUAAACCCUCGCAAUCGCAUCAACCGAAAUUUUACUUACACCUGCGCAUCCCCUGCACUACCAUGAAGACGACAACAAGCACAGAUAGAAAAGAAAAACUUCC
Molecule: messenger RNA, 1484 nt
Organism: Amoebophrya sp. A120
Lineage: Eukaryota; Dinophyceae; Syndiniales; Amoebophryaceae
Source: the annotation of a GenBank genome assembly